Messenger RNA from Austrofundulus limnaeus, 5341 nucleotides. RefSeq names its product coagulation factor VIII, procoagulant component (gene f8). The record is from RefSeq and is a predicted model, not a curated record. Lineage: Eukaryota; Metazoa; Chordata; Actinopteri; Cyprinodontiformes; Rivulidae. The transcript is spliced from 27 exons. The coding region runs from base 122 to 5035 and encodes 1637 amino acids. Gene Ontology annotation, molecular function: signaling receptor activity; copper ion binding; oxidoreductase activity. Gene Ontology annotation, cellular component: plasma membrane.
CACGUGUCCAACUUCUUCCACAAAUUAGUCAACCUGACCUCCCUCCUCGCGCUUUAAAUAUCCCCGCUGAACCCAAAAGGAGGUGCACCAGAACCCGGACCGACAGGUGCUCAGAACCACCAUGACAGCGACCCUCCUGCCGCUCCUGCUGCCGCUCCUCUGCUGCUGCUCGGCGGGCGCACAGGCGCAGCUGAACCCGGCCGCUGUCCGGGAACACUUCAUAGCAGCGGUGGAGAUCGGAUGGGACUACAUCCACCUGAACGAUGCUGAACCGGACCAAAGAGGGAGAUCCAAAGUGAUUCCUCAAAAGUACAUCAAGGCAGUUUAUAGAGAGUACACAGACCCCACAUACACCAUCCCGAAGCCGAGACCACCCUGGGCAGGCAUACAAGGCCCGGUGAUCGUUGCCCAGGCUGGUGAAAAAGUGGUCGUCCAUUUUAAAAACCUGGCCUCUCAGCCCUACAGCAUCAGCCCUGUGGGGAUCACCUACUGGAAACAAUCUGAAGGAGCUGGUUAUGAUGACUCAUCAGCGGGGCAGGAAAAGGAGGAUGAUGCGAUCCCUCCCGGAGGAUACUAUGAGUAUGUCUGGGACAUCAGCCCAAGAGACGGUCCUACCAUCAGAGACCCUGACUGCCUCACGUACUCCUACUCAUCGCAGGUGGAUGCGGUCCGAGACAUGAACUCGGGCCUCAUCGGGGCCCUGCUCAUCUGCAAACCAAGUGUUUUCGAUGAGGACGGCCAGCGGAGGCUCCCGGCGUUCGUCCUUCUGUUCGCAGUGUUCGACGAGACUAAAAGCUGGUACGGAGAGAAGGGAGAGAGGAUAAGCAGGGAGAAGUUCAAGAGGAGCAACGGCCGAAAGAAUUACCACACCAUCAAUGGAUACAUCAACUCCACGUUACCAGGUCUGACAAUGUGUCAGAGCCGAGAUCCUGUGAUUUGGCACGUGAUCGGGAUGGGCACAGCUCCGGAAAUCCACUCCAUUCGGUUCCAGGAUCACUCUUUGCAGGUUUUGACCCAUCGUAAAGUCACAGUGGAGGUGACCCCGAUGACUUUCAUCACUGCAGAAAUGAAACCCACCACUCUUGGGCGAUUCCUCAUCAGCUGUCAGAUACACGCUCAUCAUCAUGAUGGGAUGAAUGCUUUAUUCACGGUGGAGAAAUGCCCCGAGCCCAUCUCUGUGCCGAAACAAGGACUUCGCAACGUCAAACACGACCAAGAGGAGGACGAGGACUAUUCUGAUUACACUUUUAACACCAUAUACCUGAAACCCAGAUCCAGCAGAGGACAGCAGUCUAAUAUAAGAAGACAUUUUAUUGCUGCAGAAGAGGUGACCUGGGACUACGCUCCUCAUCUCAAACCCACAGACAGUAAACUGCAGUCCAGAUAUUUGCCUGCAGCUCCCCAUCACCUCAACUACAGGUAUAAAAAGGUUGUGUACGUGGAGUACACCGAUGCGUCCUUCACUCAGAGGAAAAACAAUGUCACGAUGCUGCUGGGUCCGACGCUGAAAGGCCAAGUCAACGAUCAGAUCCACAUAAUUUUUAAGAACUUGGCUAGUCGCCCUUUUAAUAUCUACCCGAACGGCCUGACGAAUGUCUCCCUUCUGCAGAGAUCCAGUAACGCAGCAGAAAACGACUUGCGCUCCAUGGAAGUUCCCCCCAACAAGACAUUGGGCUACAUUUGGAGUCUAACAACAAAUGACGGUCCCUUGGAAGGAGACCCCCAGUGUCUGACCCAGCUGUAUCAAAGCACCGUCUCCCCAGAACAGGACUUGGCCUCUGGGUUGGUGGGGAUGCUGCUCAUCUGCAAAUACAAAGCCAUUGACACCAGAGGAAAACUGCUGGGACCUGAUGACAAACUCAACCUGAUAUUUACUGCGUUCGAUGAGAACAAGAGUUGGUAUUUCAGAGAAAACAUGCAGAGAUCAGACCUAAAAUCUUUCAACACUUCAGACCCUGAAUUCUACGAGUCCAACGUCAUCUACAGCAUAAAUGGCGUCAUGUUCCGGGGACGUGAGUUCACCAUGUGUGACACUGAUGUCCCCUUCUGGCACGUGGCCAACGUGGGAACCCAGAGCAACUUCCUCACCGUUUAUUUCACCGGGAACCUGUUUCAGCACGAUGGCCUGUACCAGUCCGUCCUCACCCUCUUCCCCAUGUCUGCCAUAACUGUUCCGAUGGAGACAGACCUGAUCGGUGAAUGGGAGAUAAGUGCCUUUGACAGCAGCCUGAAGAGCCGCGGCAUGAGUGUCCGUUACACGGUUCGUUCCUGUAACAGCGGCGAUAACUCGCUGGUUGAUGACGACCUGGAUGAAGAUAUCUCUGAUUACUACGACCAAAUCCUCCUCCAGCCAAGAGGAGUAAGACCUCGGAAUGGUACAGUGUUGGUCCGAGUGUGCAAGAAAGCCCUUAACACAACUGACAGUCAAAAUGUCACGGUGAGCAGAAGGAAAGGCGUUAACUCUGCAUGUGAGCUGAGGAGAGUGCCGGUGGAAGCGCUAAAAAGGGUAAAAGCGCCCGUAGAUGCAGGAAUCCCAGCUGAUGUCCUGGACAAAAUAGAGAAAGACGGGGACUGGACAGCUUCUGGAAAUCGGACUGAACUUGGAAGAAGUCGACUGAAAAGACAGGCUGACGAAAACCAGACAGAAGAAGAUGCAAAUUCUGGGAUCUUGCCUGAAGACGUUCUGGUAAAAAAUGUUACAGAAUACGUGAAAGGCGUGACUGACCCUGUUGCAGCGUUAAAACUUGAAGGAAAACGUGGAAGGGAAGAGGAAAGGCCUAAAGACAGCAAUGAUAUCUCACUGAUCAGAAAGGAAUCAUCGAGCAACACAGACUCAACCGAAGCUUUAAUGCCGCCAAAAGACCAGGAUCAAGAGUUUGUACCACAAAACCAUAUUUUUGCUGAACCUUUGAGGCUCCCGGAUGAUCUGCUGGAUUUGGAUUACAACUUCACUGAUUUUAACCUAACUCAGAUUAAUCUGUCCUUGGAGUAUGAUGACUACAAAGAUCAGGAGAACGUUUCAUCAGACGUGUUUGGUGCAGAUUACAUCGGCCCGCGCUCUGGAGAACUCAGACCCCGCCUUUACUACAUCGCUGCAGAGGAGAUCACCUGGGACUACGGCAUCAAGAAACCACGUCAGUUCAUCCAGAGGGAAGAGAUGCAUCGAGGGAUGAGGAAGUUCCUGCCUGGAUAUAAGAAGGUGGUGUUUCGAGCUUACAGGGACAAAGACUUCCUGCAACCUGUGAGUAGAGGGGAGCUUCAAGACCACUUGGGGAUCAUGGGACCCUUCAUCAGAACGGAAGUUAAGGAUCUCCUGACUGUGAUUUUUAAGAACAAAGCCAGCAGGCCUUACUCCUUUCAUCUUCAUGGCGUCUACGACCGAAAUCAGGGGGCUGGUGUUGCACAAACCAGCUCCUCCUCUGCUCCGGCAGGGCCCCCCGGAGAGCCUGUUCCUCCCGGAGAAGCUCGAACUUAUAACUGGAAAAUAAGCAGGAAACAAGGACCCACUGACUCAGAGUUCGACUGCAAGACCGGAGCAUAUUACUCCACUGUGGAUAAGGAAAAGGACCUUCACUCGGGUCUGAUCGGUCCACUGGUGAUCUGUAAGUCCGGCACCUUGAAGAGUCGUGGGAGCACGCAGUCAGACAUCCAGGAGUUCUCCCUGCUCUUCCACACCUUUGACGAAACUAAAAGCUGGUACCUGGAGGAGAACCUGCAGAAGUACUGUGCGCCGCCCUGUCAGGCCAACCCCGAGGAUUCCUGGUACCACACCAGCAACAAAUUUGCAGCCAUAAACGGUUACGUGGCAGAGACUCUUCCUGGUUUGACGGUGGCUCAGCAUCAGCCGGUGAGGUGGCACCUCCUGAAUGUGGGCAGUGACAGAGAGUACCACGCCGUGCACUUUCACGGGCUGCCUUUUACUCUGCAUGAUAAAGAAGAGCACCGUAUGGGGGUCUUCAACCUUUUUCCUGGUGUUUUCGGGACGGUGGAGAUGAGACCCCCCACAGUGGGAACAUGGCUGGUGGAAUGCACCAUAGGAGACUACCAGCUGGCUGGAAUGAGAGCCAAACUGUUGGUGUAUAAUCCACAAUGUAACUAUCCUCUGGGAAUGGCAUCAGGAAGAAUUGAAGACUCGCAAAUCACUGCGUCAGAUCACAUAGGUUACUGGGUACCAAGCCUGGCGAGGCUGGACCAGACUGGUAUCAUCAACGCCUGGAUGGGAAAAAACACCAAAUCAUGGUUACAGGUUGAUCUGCAGAAGCCCACCCUGCUGCACAGUGUGCAAACACAGGGAGUGAGAUCCAUGCUGAAGGAUCACUCCAUCACGUUGUUCACCGUCUCCUACAGCCUGGAUCAGGAGACCUGGACCACCUACAGAGGAAACAGCUCCACAAACACCAUGAUCUUUCAUGGCAACAUGGACAGCUCCAGAGUGAAACAAAACACGUUCUCUCCGCCGUUUGUGGCUCGCUACGUCAGGAUCUAUCCGUUCCGCUACUCGCAAAAGCCCGCCGUCCGCCUGGAGCUGCUGGGCUGCGAUCUGAACAGCUGCUCCAUGCCCCUCGGACUCCAGAGGAGGCAGAUUCCUGACAGCAGCUUCAGCGCCUCGUCGUUCCAUUCGUCCCUGCUGCGCACCUGGAGCCCCAGCCUCGCCCGUCUGCACCUGAGUGGUGGCGCCAACGCCUGGAGGCCAAAAAACAACAACCCCCACGAGUGGCUGCAGGUCGACUUGGGGAACAUCAAACGGAUCACAGGCAUCAUCACCCAAGGAGCUCGAUCGCUGCGGACCCAGAUGGUUGUGACGGAGUUUUCAGUCACUUACAGUCAGGACGGACACUUCUGGAGCAGCGCGUUGGAGCCAACCUCCAAAACAGUACAGAUUUUCUCAGGAAACAGUGACCCAGACAAGGAAGCGCUCACCGUUUUCAACCCUCCUCUGUUCGGCCGCUUCAUUCGCGUCCACCCACGCGGCUGGAUCAACGACAUCGCCCUCCGGCUGGAGGUGCUGGGCUGUGACACCCUGCAGGGAAUUUGACACCAUACUGUCUGAAGUCCAUUUUUUCUGUAGUCAAAACACUGUUUACAUUUUUUCACUUCUUUUUGUAUUCAAUAAAGAGCAUAGUUAUUUAUAAGGUAUAAUAUUGUGUAUAUUAAAAGUUUUACCUGCUUAUGCAACACAGUUGAGCCGACAGGAGAGUAAACCUUUUGUAUGUCAGCUUGUGUACAUUUCUCUUAAUCAUAUUGAUGUAUAUUGUUUGACUAGUUGUAUAUUAUUAAGAAAAAAUAUAUAUUUUUCUGCAUUGUUUGAGAUGUGAAAAACUAUAAAUUUAUUGAGAAAAUA